GGCUCGUUCACAGCUCCGCGAGCUCUCCCCCAAGUUGUGCCACACGAAGCGAAAAACCGAAAUUUCUUGGUUUUUGUUUUACUAUUUACGAACGAUUUUUGGAUUCCGCUUUGUUAUUCAUCGUCUCCCCCCAUCGCCCGUUCUCUUUUUUUAACUUCAAAAAUUAUUCCGCAGUGCGUGUCCUGUACGGGAAAAUUAAUUUUGUUUCCCCCCCCCCCCAAAAAAAAGACAAGAACAGACAAAGUGAAAAGGAGAGACAAGUCGCAUUGUUCGCAAUUUCUGUUGGUAAUCAGGAGCCGCUUUGUUCGCCCGCCUCCUCCUCUCCUCUGUUGUUGUGUCGCCUACGGCAGUGAUCGCCCGUCCGCCGAUGAUUAUCCAAUUCACAUUGUUUUCAAUAGGCGACCCGUUUCGCCGCUAAAGCCUCUCCCCCCGCUCUCCACCCCAUUGCCAGACAUCUAAAUCCAAUCUUUGGGUUGUUUAUCGACGAAAGUUAAAAGCAAAGAAGAAGAAGAAGAAAAUCAAACCAACGGGAAAAGCAGAAAAGAAAAAGAAACGAGACGUUUGUUGUUUGGCUUCGCUCGUUUGACGAUUUUUUCGCGAUCAAUUCAGCGACGUUGUCGUCGGUCCGUCUUGCGUCCGUCCGUCCGUCAGGUCCGUUUGUGUGUUAUCUUUCUGGUGGGGGUUUGUCCCGUUCUGGAACCGAAUCAGACGGGAAAACGGAGUCGUUUGACUAUCUCCAGCCUCUCCGGCAAAGCCCCUGGCUGUGGCUCCCGUCAGUGCAAGCCGGGCAGAGUGACUACACGUACUCGGCCGUCCCACUGCACCACCCGCACCAUCAGCACCAGUCGUCACCGUUGAGUUCGCAGCCGGCCAAGAGACGGAAAACGUCGUCGUCGUCGACGGUUGUCGGGACGAGUCUCGCCGGAUCAGGAUCAGUCGGAUCAGCCACGAGCGGUGCGUCGAACUCGACGGCCAGGGCGAGUUUUGAAGCUACUGAACUGUCCGUCUGCCUACCGGCCUCCGCUGCUGCGGCUGCAGCGGCGGCUGCCUGCCAACAGUUCACGACGGAUCCCCUCGCCGCCGAAGACUUGCUCCUCAGCUGGUACUCGCUCUACCAGCCGCGGCCCAAUCCCAGCUCUGCGGCGGCAGCCGCCCACCACCAGGCGGCCACGGCGGCCGCAGCCGCUGCCGCAGCCGCCGCUUCGGCUCCCGCCGGCUCGAUGCUGGCCGCUAUGUCGACUCUGAUGAUGCCGGCCGCCGCCAUGACGCUGGCCGGCCAUCACAAUCUCCAUCAUCACCAUCCGGGGGCCGCGGCCGCUCUGGCCGGCGCCCUACAGCACCAGCACCAACACCAGCCGCAUCACCACCAUCCGCAUCACCACCACCAUCACCACCAUCACCAGCAGCAGCAACAACAGCAACACCAACAACAUCAGCAGCAGCAGCAGCAGCAUCAGCACCAGCCCAAGCCGGCCGACUUGCUGAGCAUUUCGGCGGCCGCGGCGGCCGCCGCCGCCUCGUCUGGAUCUCACCCGGCCGGAGCCGCUCUGCCCAUGGCUCACUUGGCUCUCAAGACGGCCAGCGUCAACGGUCACGGCGGGAGCGGCAGCAGCAGCAGCAGCGCCAGCAGCGGCGGAGGAAGCGCCGGAAGCGGGACGGCCAACGGCCAUUGUCAGAACAGCAACGAACAUUUCCACAUUUUCGUGGGGGACCUGAGCCCGGAAAUCGAGACGCACACGCUCCGCGACGCCUUCGCCGCUUUCGGAGAGAUCUCAGACUGCCGUGUGGUGCGAGACCCCCAGACGCUCAAAUCCAAAGGCUACGGAUUCGUUUCAUUCGUCAAGAAGUCGGACGCUGAGAACGCCAUCGCCGGAAUGAACGGACAGUGGCUCGGCACUAGGGCCAUCCGCACCAACUGGGCCACCCGUAAACCACCGGCCCCAAAAGAUGGCGCGUUUUUCUCAGCCGGAUCCAAACCCAUGUCGUACGAGGAAGUCUUUGGCCAGUCAUCCUCCACCAACUGCACCGUCUACUGCGGCAAUUUGGCCCAGGGAUCGACCGAGGAGGCCCUGCAGAAGAUUUUCGGACCCUACGGUCAGAUCCAGGAGAUCCGGGUCUUCAAGGACAAGGGAUACGCCUUUAUCAGAUUCGCGUCGAAAGAAUCGGCCACGCAAGCCAUCGUCUCGGUCCACAAUACCGACCUCAACGGUCAAAAUGUCAAAUGCUCCUGGGGCAAGGAGCCCGGAGAGCCGGGUAGCGCUAACAAUGCCCAGCUGAUGACGGGCGGAUUGGGACCGACCAACACGCAGUACCCGUACGGCUACAACCAGGGCAUGAGCUACUGGUACCCGGGCGGGUACCCGCCGCAGAUGCAGUCGCAGUUUGUGCAAGGGAUGCAGGGCUAUGCGGCCUACGGCCAGUUUGCCGGCUACCAGCCCGGCAUGGGCAUGCAGCUGCCGGGCGGCUGGCAGAGCGUUCAGGCUCAGGCCGGAGCUGGCCAGCAGAUGGCAGCGGCCGCCGCCGCCGCUGCCGCCGCCGCCUCCCAGCAGGGUGGUAUGGUGGCCUCCUACCCCAUUCAGCAAUUCCAGGAUUCCAAUUUCAUUUAGGAUCAGUGAUGAGGAUGAUGACACAGCUUGAUCAUGACGACGAGGCACUUGGCGCGAAACGACAGAGAAACUGAUGACACGGGGGAAAAAACAGAAACAGAGAAAAAAUCAGAGAAAAAUCAGAGACAGAAAAAGUUUAUAUUGUGUGCGAGCCGUCAGCGGGAGAAAGAAAAAACUAACUAAACAAAACAAAAAUCAUUAAAACAAUUCGUCGAGUAUUGAGGACUGGAAAGGAAAACAAAAUCAACACGCGGGAGAAAUUACAAGAGGAAAAACAAAAAAACGAUUCUUUAAAUCAAUUACAAGAAAUGGCAAUUUUUUGGAAGCAGACGAAGGAUGGAGGAGGAACUGCAGAGAAGCCGGUCGCAACGAAAAAGAAAAAAAAAAAAUUGAGAAGUCAAAAAGUGAAAUGCGAAACACAAAAAAAAAAUUAAUUAAUAAUUCAAAAAAUAAAAUUUACAAAAUGUGGUGAUGACUAAAAAAAAAAAAACAAUACUGUGGUGGUGCUGCUGCUGUUGUUGUUGGUGUUGCGGCGGCGCUUUUGAUUGCAAAAAAAAUGAUAGUUAACUAAAAAAAAAUCAAAUACAAAAAAUUACGAGAAACAUACCAACACGACGGGAGACAGGCAAAGAAAUGUUGGUGACUAAAAAAUUAGGGUUAUGUCUAAAUUUGUCGGAUCAUUUUUUUUUUCUCUUCACGAAAGACGGUCGUUGAGUGGCGAAGAAAUUUAACGAGCUGAGAGGGAACGGGAGGGGGGAUCAAAUGAGUUUAUACAGAUGCGCGCAUUUUCAUCUCACGUUUUUCAUUUCAUUCACACACGUUUCAUUCACCCCCCACUCCUUCCCCCUACAACCAUCUCAUUUCGACACACUGAUACACACCCCACACACUUCAUACACACCCACACACACACACAAUCGCCAUUUGACACAGACGAGGAGGAGGUGAAAGAAGAAAAGAAAAAAAAAGGGAAUUUGACCUAAACGAGCAAAUGAAGAAUAUAAUUUCCUUCUUUAUUUUGUUCGCACACAAUUUCUUUUUCUUUUUUUUUUAAUUAUUUGUUUCGAAAUCAUGAUUAUUUGCGUAUAAAACAAAAAAAAUUGAAGAGGAGUUGCAGUUUGAGGUGAGACAAAUACAUGAGUUCGCAAAUUAAGUUUUUAUUAUUUUAUGUUUUUUUCUUUUUAGGUUAAUUUUAAUUUUGGUUAUUUUAUUUUAGUUAAAUUUUUUUUUAAAUGAUGUCAGGUCAGGCUGAAAAUGGUUCCCCCUCCCCAAAAAUAAACAAACCCGUAUUUAUAACACAGCGUAAUAAAUAUAAGAGUCUACCAGUAUACAAUUUAUAUGCAUACGACAAUAUGUAUGUGUAACAUAUAUUGCGAUUGCGUGCGCGUCGCGGUGCUCUCUGGGUUUUUUAACUGUCCCCCCUCACCCCCCAACCAUUAUUCUUUUUUAUUUAUUUAUUUUUUAUUUUUGGCUGGGAUCUUGGGCUGGGUGCGUGUUGAUUUCUAGUGUUGUGUGUACGAUUGGAGUUCCGUGUGUUAUCCCCCCUCCCCUCCCCUCACCAGAAAUCAAGAAUACAAACACAAAAUAGUUCAAUACAAUCAAACAAUUUAAAAAAUAACAUCCAAAUGAGUGAGAGAGAGAAAAAAAGCCCUCCACUUCCCUCGUAUUUCUUCCAAUUCCAGACGACGUCCUCGGCGAGAGAGAAAAACAAAAUUCCUUUGAUUUUUUUUUUAUUUCUUUUUCAAUUUAAAUCUCCCGCCGUAGUAGGGAGGGAUCGAUUUUGGUUGUUAUCACUUGGUGAUUGUUGCUUCCUCGAAAUAUUUGGUUACAAAUGGAGUGUGUGACUGUGUGUCCUUGUGCGUGGGGCGUCAAUAUUUGUGUUUUCUCCGAAGACGGGGGAAGAAGAAAAAUAACCUGAAGUUGACAAAAAACAAACAAGAUUUCUCCCAUUCCUAUCGCGUCUCUUUUUGUCUCUUGUGUUUUUCCUCUCCACCCAUUUGACAAAACGAAAAAAUCCUGCUCACCGGAUUCCUACUCCUCCUUCUUAUAUUUUUCAUUUGAAACUACAACCGACGGUUUCCAGGCAGGAAUUGUUCUCUCCCCCCCCCCCCCCAAAAAAAAAAAAUUCUUCUUUUCCCUCCGUGAAGGGAAUCUACCAAAAACUAAGAAAAAAAAACCAAAAUAUAAAAUAUAUAUGAUAACUGUGCGUGUUUGCGUGCGUGAGAUCAAUGUCACUGUUGACGUCAUCAUCCGGAGCUUUUUUUCUGAUACGGGGAAAGAAAAAAGAAGAAAAAACAAAAAAAGAAAAAAAUUUGUGUGUUUGUUUGUUUUCGGUUUAGAUCUGUUGUUCUGUUUGUUUGUUUGUUGUUGGUUUGCUGGAGGGGGUAUAGGUUAGGAGGAGACAUGCAGAUGUUGAGGAGAUAUAUAACCUAGGUGAGUUGAAAGGGUGUGGGUGGAAGGGAAAAAAAGAUUGGCCCCAGCGUGAAUCGAUUCCCUCCGUUAUUCCGGAAUAGCCGAGUUGUUACCGAGUCCCCAGGUUGUAAUAGAUGCCGGAGAGAACAUCAAUGUUUUUGUAAAUCUUCGCGGAAAAAGUAAAUGAAGACAAAAAUUUGUUUCUUUUGAUGUGUCAAAAGAAACACCCCCUCCCUUAUGUUGUUGAAAAAUUCUGUUUGCGUAAAAACCCCCCCGAGAUGGAAAAGAGAAAAACAAAAAUAGAAAUAUUAUUGGUUAGUUCACUAGAAGGUAUUCCAGUUUAGAAUUGUAGAAAUUUGGAUGGGCACGGCGCGCUUUUAUAUUGUCUCUUGUAUCGGUUUCGGUAAAAAGAAGAAGAAAAAAUAAUUAUCCGUGCUAAUUCAAAUGAUUAUGAUGAUUAUUUUCGUUGGAAUAAAAACAAAAAAUAAUGGAAAAUAAACACACUGCCCUCCUCAUAAUUCCCCAUUGAAUCCCAACUACACACAAGUACACACACACUACACAUACAGUCGAUUUUUUUUUUUUUUGAAACACGCGUACUAUAUUCUAUAAGUGAAUGGGCUUUUAUUUUUCACUAACUCUUCCUUUGUCGGAGAUAUCGUGUGUUUUUUUAUUUGUCCGAUUUGAAUUUUUUUUAUGAAUGUCAAUUUUUAAUUUCUAGGGGAAAAAUUUGAACUUGAUGAAAUUCUUUUUUUUUUUACUUUCCCAAUUUUGAUUUGCAAUUAAAAUUCUAGCGACAAUUCGGGAAGAAAAAUUGGGAUUCAGCGUGAUUGUGUGCGUGUGCACGUAUGUGUGUGUAUAACCGUUUGUAUAAGCUCUCUCUCCCCCCGUGCAGUUAGAUUUUUACAAAAAGAGGCAAAUGUUAACCCCCCCACCCCACCCCCAACAUACAUACA
Messenger RNA from Daphnia pulicaria, 5974 nucleotides. RefSeq names its product nucleolysin TIAR-like. Bases 1221 to 2606 code for a protein of 461 amino acids. Gene Ontology annotation, cellular component: cytosol. The transcript has 8 exons. Gene Ontology annotation, molecular function: mRNA binding. The record is from RefSeq and is a predicted model, not a curated record. NCBI's taxonomy places the organism in Eukaryota, Metazoa, Arthropoda, Branchiopoda, Diplostraca, Daphniidae.